AUGUCGUCUUCUGAUAAUAAGACUUCUUCGAAAUCACCUUCCACCACCAACAUUAUUACUUCUACUUCUAAUAGUUCUUUAGCAACAGCAACAAGUACUUUAUCUUCCGCAAUUAAUACCACCACUUCAGCCAUUACUACAACGACUUCUGUUCUUACUUCGACCUUAUCUUCCUUAACUUCUAGCGUAUUACCUUUGACUUCCGUCUCCUCCCCCUCUUCUUCCUCCUCGUUGUGGUCACGACGACUUUCUUCUUCGACUUCCUCUAUAGUCGAAGAAGGAAUGAAUAAUAAAAUUAAUCAAAAAGAAGUUAAUAAGAUAACCACAGAAAUGUUUAGUAAGGUUGCUGAAUAUUUAAAAGGAGAAAUGUUAGCAACAACUGAAGAUUAUAAACUUUUAGAAAAUAUGAAUAAAGUUACGCGAGAUCGAUAUAAAGAAAUGUCUGGAAUGGCUCAAAAUUUAGUAGUCGAAAUGGCUAAACUUCAAAGAAUUUAUAUUGAUUUAGAACCAUAUGUUCAACAAAUUGAUGAGAUUUCAGAACAAGUUGAUUUUUUGGAAAAAGUUACAAAUGAAUUAGAUGAUUAUUCUAAAGAAUUAGAAUUGCGUAUAAAAAGACCAGGAACUACAAAUCCAAUCAUUCGUAAGAAAAAUUUAACAUAUGCUUCAAAUAUUCAUAACCGAGGUCAUGUUAAAACUUCUUUGCGAAAGGAAAAAGAAAGCCAAUUACCAGUUGGUUAUUUUACAUUAGGAAUUAUUCUUUUCGUAGUUGUUGCGAAUCAACGUGAAAAAGAAAUUGAUAUUGCACGAUGCAAAGGCAAUUGGAGUGUGAUACCUGAAUUGGCAAGAAAAUUUAAAAAACAUAGCGCAGCAGGAAUAGUGCUUGAGCAAACUUCUUUAGCCGAAUUUAGUUUAAUUCAAGCGAUUGAAAAGAAUGCAAUCGAAAAAAAUUUUACUGAGGAAGCAUAUGAUAAUGAUUCACCAGAAAAUAUUACAGUUCCUCCAACAAUUGAUCCUGAUGAUAGUGAAUCAUUGUCAUCAUCGUUAAUCACAGAUGUAUUUAAUAAAUCAGAGUUAGCAUUAUCUCAUGCUUCAGGACAAGAGAAAGAGUACAUAACUAUAAUAUUAGCAAGAGCACAUUACGUUGUCGGACGACUUGACAAAUGUCUCAUAGCUUUGAGUUCUGAUUUUGUAUUACAAAAUAUACCAUCAGGAUAUAAUUUUGUGUUGAUAAUUCAAGGAUUAACGAUUCGAGGAAUGGCAAGAGAAGCACUUUUUGAUGAGGAAGGUGCAAUCGCUUGUUAUGAUCAAGUUAUUACAUUAUUAUCUCAAUAUUCAGGUGAAAAAUCUGAACAACAAUUAUCAAUUUGGUCAGAAGAAGCUUUAUAUAGAGCGUGUUUAUUGAAAGCAUUUCGAACAUAUCAAAAUUAUAGUGGAAUAUGGGGAGAUAAAUUUCUUCUUCAUAAACGAGCUGUAAUUUUCAAGAAUUUUAUUAAGAUUCUUUCUAAAUCAUAUCAAGAAGGUUCAUACGUUCCUCCAAGUGUUCAAUCUACUAGUGUUAAUGGUAACGGCCAACCAUCAGUUGUAUUUACUCCUACAUUUCGUAUUGAACUUACCGGAUUACAUUCUUUAUAUGAGAAUGUUUUAUAUCAAAUUACUUCUUUUCCAAGAGCUGGUGAAGUUAAUCAAAAAGUCUUAGAAUUCGUUGAUCAGGUUAUGUCAGAUUGGGUGAUAUUAAGAGGUGGAACUGCGACAGAAAUGAGAGGACUUGUGGAUAUUCUUUAUCGUGCUACACAAAAAACUUUUCAAUCUCCUAGAAUUCUUCGACAUCUUAUAAGCACUUUAAUUACACUCGGUGAUUAUGAAGAAGCCGAAUUAGCAGUUAAUUCUUACGUUUCUCUGAUUGAGAAGAAUAAAGAAACUAAAAAAGAAGAGAUAGAACAAAAGAUUCAUUUAUCUAAAAAGAUGACUUCGAAUGAAUACACGGAUGGUGAAAGUUCCGAACACGUUAUACAGUCCAAAAAAACUUUGGAAUUAGCACAAAAGGCAGUUAAAUGGGGUGAACAAAGUAUCGACGUUAAUGAUGAAUUAUUAGCUCACGCUUGGCGUUGCGUUGGUGUGGGUUGUAGUUUAAUGGCCCGUGAAGAAAGUGAUCAAGACAAGCGUCCCGAAUUUCAUACUGAUUCUAUUGAAGCAUUUACUAAAUCAAUCCAAUUCGAUCCCGAAGCUUUUGAGACACAUUAUUUAUUAGCAUUAGAAUAUGCCAUAACUCGAGAUAUUGGACAAGCAACUUCUAGUGUACGUCAAGCACUUGAACUUGAUAGUACAAGUAUUUCAUGUUGGCAUUUAUUAGUUCUCUUAAUGUCAUCACAAAAAGAUAUUCAAGGAGCUUUAAAAGCUUCAUUUGGACCUGAUACCACAAUUCAAAAUUAUGAUAAAUUAUUUGCAUUAUAUACGAAAGUUUAUCCGGAUUAUAAUAAUAACAAUAGUUCAAAUUCAUCAAAUGGUUCAAUUUAUGAUUCAACAUUUAGUUCACGAAAACCUAGUCACAUUUUUGAAGAACAACUUAUACCCGUGACUACUUCCACAAUUCCUACUACACCCACAACACCUAAUAGAUUUACUACAAGUUCUCGUAGUAUUUCAAGUAUUAAUAAAGAUGGAAAUGCCAGUACUGAAGGAUCAAUAUCUAGUAUUGGUAUCGGUAAUAAUAAAGAUACUUUAGACGUUCCCAAAACAAGCUAUGCACCCUCAAUAUCAUCAUCUAGGAAUUCAUAUUCAUCUCGACGUAAUAGUCCAACUCCAACUAUUUCCGGUUUGGCAGCUUCAUCUUCCAAAUCUGCCACAUUCUCAUCAUCAAAUACUUCGAAUUCACCAAAUUUAAAAAUUAAACAAAGACGUCAACGUGCUGCGAAAGCUUUGGCGGAUUUAUGGCUCUCUUCGGCAUCCACUUUUCGUCGUCUAGGAAAUUUUGAAGAAGCUCAAAAAGCUAUUGAAAGUGCGGAAGAUGCUGAUAAUACUAAUCCGAAUGUUUGGUUCCAGUUUGGUCUCUUGCUUUUCGCACAAGGACAAUUUAAUGAUGCAAUUACCUCAUUUCAUAAAGCUCUGGCAAUUGAUGGACGGCAUGUUUCUACUUUGGUUCAUUUGGCUAGAACUUAUUUAGAAACAGAUAAUCUCGAUAUUGCAGAAGGAAUUCUUGAAAGUGUAAUCAAAAGUAAUGGAUGGGAUUGUGCAGAGGCUUGGUUAUAUCUUGGUAAAAUAUGUCAAGCCACUAACAGAAUCAAAAGAACCAAGGAUUGUUUAUGGUACGCUUUAGAUUUAGAGGAAACUAGUCCUAUUAGACCAUUCAAUAUUUUACCUGUAUGCCUUUAA
Molecule: messenger RNA, 3369 nt
Organism: Diversispora eburnea
Lineage: Eukaryota; Fungi; Glomeromycota; Glomeromycetes; Diversisporales; Diversisporaceae
Source: the annotation of a GenBank genome assembly